AUGCUCUUUCUGGGACCUUUUAGACUGCGACAGUACCCAGUGGCGCUCGCCCGCACGAGGUGUGGUCGCCGCUUCGCCUCCUCGUCGACUCCGCCCGUCAUCGGCUCCGCUCCUCAGUACCCUCGACACCUUGUCAUCCAUACACCUCAUCCGACAUCUACGUGGCCCUCGCAUCUCGAAUCGGUAUCGCGCUUGUACAGGGAGCUGGGACAGCGAUGGGCGAAACAUCCGGAACUGAGCAAGCUGGGUUUCGGCAUGUCCGAUGGAGGAAGCGGGUCUGUCGAGGAGCACUGGGAUCCUGCAAAGAGCAAGUUUGACGAGCCGGCGGAACCAGGCGCGGUCAAGGAGGAACGCUACUCCGCCACGCUCUACCCCGACUUCCUGCACAUCCCCAACCUCUCGCCUUCCUCGAUCUCCUCCUUCGAAUCCCUCUAUCUCUCCCUUCCUCCACCUCGAACCGUCCAGCCUUCCUCUGAAACGACUACGGCACCUCCUCGAACCCACAUCUUUGUCUGCACACACACGACCCGCGACUGCCGAUGCGGAGACCUUGGCGAGCCGCUCUACCAGGCUCUGCUAAAGGAGAUCCAGCGGAGGAGGCUAGGUGGAGAGUUGCGAGAUGGCGAAGACGGCAUGAGAAUCGUGAGGGUCGCGCAUAUCGGCGGGCACAAGUGGGCGGGCAACGCGCUCGUGUACAAGGAGGGCGGAGCGUGCGAUUGGUACGGCCUCUUGCGAGCCGACGAUGCGCCGAAACUGCUCGACUACGCCACCUCUCCCUCUUCCCUUCCCUGGUUCUCCCGCUGGCGAGGCCGACUAGCGCUCACUUCCGACGAGACGAGAGUAGCGUACGCGAAUCGACCGUCUGCUACGGCGGAGGACAAGUCGGAUCAGCCGCGGCAGGAGUUGGGAGACCGCGUCGAGAUUGUCUUCACUACAUACGAAGGCGAGGACAAGCGGGUGCUGGGAUACGAGGGAGAGAGUUUGAUGGAGACCGCUCGACGAAAUGACAUGCCCUCCAUCCUCGCGACUUGCGGUGGCCACUGCGAAUGCGCGACCUGCCACGUCCACAUCCCGCCUCUCUCUCCCAACUCCCCCUCUUCCGCCGUCGCGGACUCUUCAACAGGUCGGAAACCGCUCGCUUUGCCGCACUCUGCGCCUAUACCGGAGAUGAAAGAUGAAGAGGACGAGCAGCUAGAGUUUGCGAUUGGCGCGGACGACGAUUCGAGGCUCGCCUGCCAGAUCCCCGUCACCAAAGAGCUCGCAGAAUGGAUCAAGGCCGGCGGACGGAUCAAGCUCCCGCGCUACUAG
Messenger RNA from Rhodotorula toruloides NP11, 1308 nucleotides. Its product is annotated as ferredoxin. The transcript has 5 exons. NCBI's taxonomy places the organism in Eukaryota, Fungi, Basidiomycota, Microbotryomycetes, Sporidiobolales, Sporidiobolaceae. Bases 1 to 1308 code for a protein of 435 amino acids. The record is from RefSeq and is a predicted model, not a curated record. Gene Ontology annotation, molecular function: iron-sulfur cluster binding.